AUGGCCUACGACCGCUACGUUGCCAUCUGCAGACCCCUGCACUAUGGCACCCUCCUGGGCAGCAGAGACUGUGCCCACCUGGCAGCAGCUGCCUGGGCCUGUGGAUUUUCUUAUGCUCUGCUGCACACAGCCAAUACCUUUUCCCUGCCCCUCUGCAAGGGCAAUGAUGUGGCCCAGUUCUUCUGUGAAAUCCCUCAGAUCCUCAAGCUCUCCUCAAGCUGCUCCAGAGCCUACCUCAGGGAAGUUUGGCUUAGUGUGGUCAGUGCCUGGUUAUUAUUUGGCUGCUUUGUGUUCAUUGUGGUGUCCUAUGUGCAGAUCUUCAGAGCAGUGCUGAGGAUGCCCUCUGAGCAGGGACGCCACAAAGCCUUUGCCACCUGCCUCCCUCACCUGGCUGUGCUCUCCCUCUUUAUCAGCACUGUCCUGUUUGCUUACCUGAAGCCUCCCUCCAUCUCCUCCAAGUCCCUGGAUCUGGUGGUGGCAGUUCUGUACUCCGUGGUGCCUCCAGCAGUGAACCCUCUCAUCUACAGCCUGAGGAACCAGGAGCUGAAGGCUGCCCUGAGCAAACUCCUGGAGGAGAGGAGG
Molecule: messenger RNA, 582 nt
Organism: Pogoniulus pusillus (Red-fronted tinkerbird)
Lineage: Eukaryota; Metazoa; Chordata; Aves; Piciformes; Lybiidae
Product: olfactory receptor 14J1-like
Exons: 2
Biological process (GO): G protein-coupled receptor signaling pathway
Cellular component (GO): membrane
Molecular function (GO): odorant binding; olfactory receptor activity
Source: RefSeq, a predicted model, not a curated record